GGUCAAUUGUUACCUUGCUGAGUGUGACUUGUGUGGAAAAACUAAUAGUCAUAGAUCAAACAUAGUAACAACAUUCAUAGAUAUCAGACUUUAUGAUUAUAUUACACUCUAUAAUGUGCUAGUCAUUGUUUGUUUAAACUGAAACGGGUAUAUAGUGGUUAAAUGCGUUAAUUCAUGAUACGCGAAUUUAUAAAUUUAAAACAUGGAUAGUGAAAAAAUUCUGCAAGGCAGUAUUAAAUCUGCUUCAUAUAACAUGAUCCUGCAGGUGGCUUUCAGAGUUAUUACAUUUGUUUUGAAUGGACUUGUUCUUCACAAUGUAGACAAAGAUGUCCUUGGCAUUUUAAAUGUCCGUCUGAUGCUACUGAUAAUGACAAUCCUAUUUGUUUCACGAGAAGCGUUUCGUCGAGCUUGUAUGAGUAAAACAAGAGAUCAUAAUUGGCCUCAGGUGAUCAAUCUUUUGUGGUUAACGGUGCCAAGUGUAAUAAUUUGUUCAUUAACAUUUUGUUACAUUUGGUUGCAUUUACUAGAACUUCCGGCAGAUAAGUAUGUUGCAGAUUACAAGUUUGCUGUUUACAUGUUUGGAGCAAGCUGUACAAUUGAAUCCUUUGUAGAGCCUGUCUAUAUUUUUUCCCAGGCUUUUCAAUAUGUUAGAUGGAGGAUUUUUGUGGAUUGUGUAAUGAUGUUCAUCAGAGUUGGCACAUUGGUUGUAUCUGUGUUAUACUUCCCAGCUUACACCAUCAAAACAAUGGCGUGUGGACAAUUUGUUGUUUCUACUGUUCUUGUGGUGCUCUAUUGGAUUUAUUUUCACCAAGAAUUUCAAAAGAAAGCAAAGGUUGUAAAAAACAAAGAUUUGCAUCCUGAUGAUCCAUUGUUGGCAUUACCUUUCGAUUCUCUGCGUGAUUUCCUUCCUAGAAAAAUCCAAGAUCAGACGUUCAUUGGAGGUGAUCUUGCUUUUCUAACUUGGGGAUUUUUUAAGCAAGGGAUUUUGAAACAAGUUUUAACCGAAGGCGAGAGAUACGUUAUGACUGUGUUUGCCGUUUUAAGUUUUGCGGAACAAGGCGUCUAUGACGUGGUUAAUAAUCUUGGGUCGAUGGCAGCACGAUUUAUCUUCCUUCCAAUCGAAGAAAGCAGUUAUUUUUAUUUUGCGCAGAUGUUAAACAGACAAAUCCCAAUUGAAAAUCAGCCUCGACAAGAAAUUGAUCAAGUGGCUAGAGUUUUGUUUAAACUUUUGAGGGCUCUUAUCCUUUUGGGUGGCAUUGUGGUUGUCUUCGGAUUCUCGUAUUCUCACCUGCUCCUUCAUCUCUAUGGCGGCGCAACUUUGACUGAGGGAUCCGGUCCACUGUUGAUGAGAACACAUUGUCUAGCAGUUUGUCUUAUGGCCAUCAAUGGAGUAACAGAAGCAUACGUGUUUGCUGCCAUGAGUCCACAACAGCUGGACAAGUAUAACGGGUUAAUGGUUAUACUUUCUUGUAUGUUCUUGUUCCUGUCUUGGAUGCUUAGUCGUUCCAUUGGAAGCGUGGGCUUCAUUCUAGCCAAUUGCGUUAAUAUGAUUUUAAGAGUCAUUCACAGUCUUUGGUUCAUUAAACGUCAGUAUCAAAAUUUUGAAUUUAAGCCACUGGGUGGUCUAAUACCUAGUGUGCUUGAAUGUGCUGCUAUGAUAUUGGCCUUUGUCGUAACAGCAACUUCUUCGUGGUUUAUAUACCCUGAUUCUGCAAUUCUACAUGUUGCUAUCGGUGCUAUCAGCGGUAUAGUCGUGGUCGUAGCCAUUCUUUAUGAUGAACCUGAAUUAAGGCGCUCAAUCGUAGUCAUCGUUAAGAAACGAAUGGGCAAGGUAGAUUGAUUAUUCUUGUGACAGUUGUCAUCAAACAGAUUUUGAGACUUUUAAAGUGUGUAUUGAUUAAAUCGAGAUAAUAAAUGAGAAUAAAUAAUUAAUGCAGUCAA
Daphnia pulicaria is the source of this 1941-nucleotide messenger RNA. RefSeq names its product protein RFT1 homolog. The coding region runs from base 203 to 1840 and encodes 545 amino acids. Gene Ontology annotation, biological process: dolichol-linked oligosaccharide biosynthetic process; glycolipid translocation. The record is from RefSeq and is a predicted model, not a curated record. The transcript has 10 exons. Gene Ontology annotation, cellular component: endoplasmic reticulum membrane. NCBI's taxonomy places the organism in Eukaryota, Metazoa, Arthropoda, Branchiopoda, Diplostraca, Daphniidae.